Biomphalaria glabrata is the source of this 7356-nucleotide messenger RNA. RefSeq names its product glypican-5-like. Gene Ontology annotation, biological process: cell migration; positive regulation of canonical Wnt signaling pathway; regulation of protein localization to membrane. Lineage: Eukaryota; Metazoa; Mollusca; Gastropoda; Planorbidae. Gene Ontology annotation, cellular component: plasma membrane; cell surface; extracellular region. Bases 507 to 2312 code for a protein of 601 amino acids. The transcript has 7 exons. The record is from RefSeq and is a predicted model, not a curated record.
GUUCGCCAGUUGGCACAGUUGAGACCUGACCCAGUAGCAGACAGCGUGUUGUGAACACACUCGCUGAGGAUAAUAUUUUACCUAUGCCGAACCAGUCAGUGAGUGUGUGUUUUCUUCGUUCCUGAUUUUAUUGUUUAAUCGGAGUGUACAUUUAAAGGGUUAACCGAUAGACUUUUUAAUUCAGGAUAAUGCAUUACUUCUGUUAUAAUUAGAUCUAGAUAGAUGUUCAUUCCUUGGACUCCAGUUGUGUAGUGUAGUCAUUAAAGAGUUAUUGUUUUUGUCAGUGUUAGUUAUUCAAUUUUUGUUUUCAUUUUCCUCUAGCUAGCUGAGUCUAGCUGUCUAAAGUGUCUAGCUAGAUCUAGUCUAGGUUCUAGAUUUAGAUCUAGAUAUUUAUGCCUACACCAUAUUAAGGAGUACAGUAGGUAAAAGUAAAGUAUUAUUACAUAUAAUCUAGACCUAGACCUUGAUCAUCUAUAGUGCAAAGGAAAAAGGUACACCUUCUCGUCAUGACAGGAAAUCGAUCUAUUUUGAAGAUGGAAUAUUUCUCAAUAUGUUUUCUUAUCAUUGUUUUUUUGUCAAAUUGUGUGUUUGCUAUUUUACCGUGUGGUUCGGUUUCCGAAGUCUAUGGUAAGCGAGUUGGUUCAACUGAGGAUGUACCAGGUCACCCAUUAUCAGGUGCUGUUCUGUCAGAGUGUGCUAGCACUUUGCUCUAUACCAACGGAACCUCCUGCUGCAGUUCUGUUAUGGAACGGAAAUUUCUGCAAGCCGCAGAGGAUUACCUCAGGGAACACAUACAGAUGAUCAACUCCAGGCUCAAGUCCAGGAUUACUCAGAGUCUUAAAUUGUUUCAAGAGCACUUACACGAGUCGGUCAAGGAGGCGCAGAAUAGAAUGUCCGAGAAACUGACAUCAUUGUACAAAAUACCCAGGGACGUCCACAAGAAGAUCAUGGACGACUUUUUCAGUCAGCUCACCCACUACCUCAACGGCGAGGGCCGCUCUGGCAUCACCGAGAUCAUCGAGGGCUUCUUCAGGCAUCUUUUCCCUUUGGUCUACGACUACGUCAUCAUGGACUCGUCCAAAACCGCCCACGGCGGUCGAGAGUUCCACGCUUGCCUGAUGAGCCACUACACCGCCGUGGAACCCUUUGGCAACCUGCCGGCGCACCUCGGGAAGAAAGUCUCGUUCGCUUUCCAGCGCGCUAGGGUGUUCACGGAGACCUUGAAGAUAAUGAUCCACACGGUGAACGCCAGCGACAAAGUCACCGUGGACAACGAGUGCAAGAGGGCAGUGGCGCGGCUCCAGUACUGCUCCAUGUGCAGCGCCAGGCAGGAGACGAGGCCCUGUCGUGGUUUCUGCAUCAACGUCAUGAGGGGCUGCCUGUCCAAGAUCUCCGAAAUUUCGUCCUCGUGGGACGACCUGGUCAUCGCUUUUCAGAACCUCCAGGUGGGCAUGUUCAAGCAGAGUACCGCCCAGGAGUUGCUCUCGUAUAUGGAUAUCAACAUCACGGACGCCAUGCUGCAGGCCAGCGAAGAUGGACCUAGGAUAUACAAAGAGGCCACGUCUCGCUGUAAAAACACUUCGGAAGAUUCCAAAAUGGUCUUCAAAAAAUUGCCAGCACCGACACCGACCUCCUCCACGCACCCUCCCGCCAGCCACGCCAAGUCCAUCAGGGCGGACAUCAGCACUCUAGUAUUACACCUGGAGGACUCCAAAGGGUUCCUCCACCGAAUAGCCGACGGUCUGUGCAAGACACCCAUCAUCUAUGAUCAGGAGAUGCAGAGUGAGACCUGUUGGAACGGAUCAACAGUCGGCAGGUACAUGCAUUCUGUCCCUGAAGCCCACAUCAUUAGCCAAGUGCAGAGUAACCCAGAGGUGAAAGUGACAUUGAUUCCUGACACCCACUUAAUUCGCAUUAAGGAUGUUCUGGUACACAUGAACAAGAACAUCAGCGGUUUAUUCAAUGAAGAACUGAUGCUGAACGAUGUGUCUUACAAGAGUCUGACUGGCAGCGGGGAUGGAUCAAAGUCUAACCGAGAUGUCAUCAUUGAUGAUGAGGAUUUUGAUACAUCUGGGGAGGGCAGUGCAAGCAGCGGUGAUGAUACAACCACCAAAGAUAUUGAAAAUGGCUUUAUAACACCAACAUCCAGUCCAGAUAUAAAGAUUCAAGGUCACUCCUCACCCAGGAGUCCCCACCAUCCAAAGGCUCCCGACGGCAAAGGAAACACAGGCAGCUCAAGACAUUCUCCACCUGUCUUAUUGCUUCUCUGUGCUGUGUUAUUUCUUCAGAUGACGUCCUCCUCUACCUUAUAACCCUAUGUACUUAGGAUUGUGAUUGUAUGCAAACUUUACCCUGUGCGAUUGUGACUGAUAGCUGUAGGACAGGGGUGGAGGAAAUAUGUGGCUACUGCUGUUUACACUCGAUUGAUGAUGUUUUAUUCCUCCAGCAAACACUUUUUCUGUACGGGGGAACACAAUUUGGGUGGGUCUUACUAGAAAUAGGCCAAAAAUUCCAGAAGAUGUAUCAGAAUGUAUAUUAAGCAAAAGUACUAUGUUUGACAUAAGCUCUAAUAGGUUAGAAAUUAGAUGCCAUAGAAUGAUGCCUAUUAUGAUUAAGUUGUUUAUUUUAAUAGCCUAGAGAUCUUCAUGUUUUGCCCACCUCUGCUGAUUGAGAUUGUGAUAAAGUGGUGACUCUUACAAUGUUUUUUUUUUUGUUUUUUUUUUUUUGGUGCUUUCCAUGAGAAGUUGUAAAUGUUAGGAAUAAGACAAUGUGUGAAAGUUUUUAUUUGGCUUGCGCAGUUAGUGAGCUAAGAAAGUCUGCUGUGGACUAUACCAUGAGAUUCUAUGUUGUAUUGUAAAUAGUUUCAUUUUACAUGACCUACUGAUAAAAUUGUGUAAAAUAUUUUUCAUAUUUUAUUCAUCAUUGUAUAAUAUGCAACAUAAAUUUGUACUGUAAUCAAACUUUUUUUUUCCUCUUUUCAGUUUCCUAUUGCUUCUCAUGUUUUUUUUUUUAUUAGAUUUUCUUCAAUGGAUAGUUUCAUAUAUAUAUUUAUAUAUAUAUACACCUGUAUAUAAAACUUUGUGUCUAGGCUGCAGAUCACUAACUAAAGUUGUGCCAUUGACAAGAGUGUAACAUUUUCCUCUCAGAUCAUGGGAUUAUCCAGACUACAAUUAAGGAUACCUGUUUAGGAAUCACUCACACUGUGUAAAGGGAACUUGUUUUAAUUCACGACUGUUUCCAUUUUCAAAACUGUCAUUUCAAAUGUAACCUGUUCACUUUCUCAUAAAACGUUUCUACUUUUGACAUCUGAUUGUGCAACUGGUAUACAAACAAACAAUUUGUUUGCUGAAUUAGUUUCAUUUAGCAUAUGAUAUUUUUUUUUGUUUUGUUUCUUCAAAUGUCUCAGUGCCUUUAUUUUCACCAACAUGAUUCACAAUUUUCGACUGUAUACUCUGAAUUAGUUUAUUUAUAAUGACUCACAUAUUAAUUUCUUUUUAUAUUAAUGUAUCUCUUGAAAAUUAUUGUGGUAGCUUUUUUUGUUUUAUUCAUUUAAUUUCUGAAUAGUACUUUAAACAUUUACACAAAUAAAAUUAUUUUCUAUUCAUGGUAAGGAAGGUGGAUUUUUGAUGGCUAGUGGAUUCUCACUAGACCUUACUUUAAUUUCUCCAUCCUCAAAUUAUUUCAUAUUGUGAUUCAUAUAUUAGCAUAGAGAAAUCAGAGCUUCCUAAUUUAAAUGUUUUUGAAAUCAUUUGUUCCUUUUCAAGUUUUUCUUCUUUUUAAUUUUUUUUCCAAUUGUUUGCUAAAAAGGAAAAAAGGUUUUGCAAGCUUUUUUUCAUUUGUUAAAAUUCUUUUUGUUUGUGUCUCAAUAAAAGAAAAGCCUAUAUAUAUAGUAACUCCUUCAUGAUCAGAGAUGAGCACAUUUCUCAUAUCCUAUGAACUCGAAGAUGACUGUAAAGUCCAAUCCUCACUUUAAAAGGCCAACCCCAUAAGUGGCAUGAGUAGGUUGGUCAGUUGCAGAUAGACCUGCUUCUUCUCUCAGCUUUUUGUUGGUUUGGUGCUCUUUCGCCCUGGCCACUCUUGCUUCAUAUCUUGUGACCCACGACACUCAGCUUCACGCCAUGAGGAGCUCUUAAGGGUGUCUUUAUAGCGCUUGUAUUGACCCCCCCCCCCCCCCCCCCAGUGAGCGAUUUCCUGCACACAGCUUCCCGAACACAAGUCUGGGAACAUGGGAGAUGAGAAUGUCACUUGCGGGAUGAAAAGUUAUUAAAGUGAGGGAGAUUUGUGCUGCAUCAGUCUCACUCUGUCUGAAUUUUUCUGAGGUGGAUGAAAUGUGUAUUAUGUACGUAGAACUUCUAUUUCAAGCUAAAGCUUUAUGAAGUGGAUGCUUUUGAAAAGGAGUUUUUUUGUGUGAUUGAAUUACUGCUAGUGGUCAGUCAUUAUUAUAUUUAAUAUUAUUUGUUUGUGUUGAUUAGAUGCAGACAUGUAUUAAAUUAUGUUGUUGUUUUUUUUUUGUUUUUAUUUUUUUGUAAAAAAAAAAAAAGUUUUUCUAAUAUGUCAACUUUUUUACCUCCCUUUACAGCAUUGUUCACAUAGAUUUGUUCUCUCUACAUUAUAAGUCUAGGUUAUAUCUUUUUUGUAAAAAAAAAGUUUUGGGAUGAAUGAUUGUAUAAUGACAUACUGUAUUGUGCAUAUGCAUGUAAGAAUUAUAUAAAUAUAUUUUUUUUUUAAAGAUAACAAUAAUAAUUUUGAAGAAUGUUCAGAAGAUUUUUUUAAUUGUAAAGAGAUAAUAAAUGGACAAAAAGAAAGUAAGUAAAGUUCCCUUUUCAGACCUUGCGAUCUAUAGGGCAGAUGAUGUAAAAGGUCAUCUGUUUCUGUGGCCCACAUUAACAAUGACCAUCCGAAUUUACUUUUCCUUAACUUAUGUCAGGUUGAGCUGGGUGGGCUCAGAGGCCCCCUAAAGAUUUUGAAAUUAAAACUCCCAGUCUUCACCAGGAUUCGAACCCAGGACACAUCUUUUAAAUGAAUAUUAGAAUAACAUCAAAUCAAAUUCAAAUUUUUUAGAUCUUACAAUCUAUAUUGUGGAAUUGAAACAUUAACCAUUCUCAAAAAACAAUAAAAAAUUUUAUGUUUGUAGAAUAAAAAAUGAAAUUUUUUAAUACAUUUUUUUUAACCAAUUAUUUUCAUUAUCAUGUUGUUUUUUUAACUUAUCCAGUAUUUGUUUAAUGUUAUUUGUGUUGAUUAACUUUACAUUAAGAAUGUGUCCAAUACAAACUUUGUUGAUGUGAUAAAUAAAUACUUAAAAAAACAUGUUUAUACAUAAUAUUGAGUAGGUAGUUAUUUGGAUUAACAAUGUCAAACUUGGUCAUUCCCCAUAUGUUUUGUUUUACCUUUACUUAACUUUGUCACAUAGACAUUUAGUUUCAAACUUUCAAAAAAAAAAAAAGCUUAUCAUCAUUAAUUACUUUUAUUUAAAAGGCUACAAUAGCAUUUGAAUUGAUUAAUCAUUUAUACAACUUAUAAGCAAAACAAAUUACUAAGGGUUGUUUAGAGAAUUGACAUUUUAGUUUGAAGUAUAAUGUAUAAAAUAUAUAUGUGUAGCUUAUGUUACAUAAAGACUUUUAAUGAUUACAACCAUAAGAAAGGACAACUUGGAAGUUUUGUUGUAUUACAAUUUUUCUCAUAAAAUUGUCAAAACCUAAACAUUAAUUUUGUUUCAACAGUUAUUGAAUGAAUUCAAGUUUUUAUUUCCCAUAUUUCAUUACUAUUGUAUAGGCCUAGUCACAUAGUUCUUUGGUUCUAAGGUUUUCAUUUUUUUUUUUCCUUCUGGUGCUAAAACAUUAUUUUUAAUUAGGUCUACAUUUAUAUUGUAUAUCAAAGUAAAGAUUAAAUAAACAAGUCUACAAAUCUAUAUAUUGAUGAUGCUUUUUCUUCCUUAAAUAUUUGAUUUGCUCCAUGGAACCCCUCACUGCUAAAUAUUCUGUCCUCCAUAUUAUGGCUUGGGUAAAAUUUCAAUUAGGGGUUUGAUAAGCUAAACUUUAUAUAUACUUUCAUUGUACAAAGUACAUGCUGGGUUCAAAUAGAAUGAUUCACAUUGUACCACAUGUGUUUAAAGAACUGAUGCUAUUUCUUCAACUCAACUGCCUAAGCCUACAGUACUACAGUUGUGUCUCUGCCUUUGUGGAAUAAGCCAAGAACAUAUCGCUCUCAGUGUUGUGUUGACCUCACCCUGCAUGUAGGCCUACUUAAGUCAUUUUGUUAGGUACCAUACAAUUUUAUUGUCAGUUCUUGUUUAUUGUGUACAUAUAUAACUGUCAAUGCUUUUCAGAUUCUUUCGUUGUUGUUUUUUUAAUCCAUUAGUUCAUUUCAAUGGCAUGAAUGUAAAAAAAAAAAAAAAGAAGAGUGCAUUCACUCAUUAGUUCAAUGUAAAUAUUUUUUUUAAGUUUUGUGCUAUUUAUUUUAUUUUAGUUCUAAGUUUUACUUCAAACUGAGUUGGAAUUUUAAACCAUUUCAUUAACUCGAUUUCACACCCAAGUUUAUUCGGGUUAAAAAAUACAACAUCUAGGGGAGAGCAAUCAAAGUCUUUCAUCUUCCAUUUUGUUUAAUUUAAAAUAAGUUGUUUGGAGUUAUGCACGGUCUUUGGACACAAAACAAAACACAUUUUACUGUCAUUUUUUUUUCUCUUAUAUUUUCUAUCCAAUGACCAUAUUACUAUCUUUGUUGUAUGUGUUUGUAAUGGAUUAGAACAAUGACAUUUCUCUACAUAAAAUGUGCAGACAAUGAAAAAAACAAGAUCUGACAGGUGGCUCUUUUUAAAGUGUACACAUUUGAACCGUUUUAAGUUUUGCGUUUCUUCAAUAUUGGUUGAGAAGUUUCUAGAAGAGCCUAUUGUGUAUAGUCAAGUGACUUUAUUACAUGAUAUUUAACAUUUUAUUUUAUAAUUUGUAUUAUUAGUGUGGAUAUCCAUUUUUAGUCUGACAUGGUGAAUAUAAAUAUUGACUUGCCAAAGUAGGUUUGAUUCAGAUCUAACAAAGUUAAGGAUUUAAACUCCACAAAAUGCAAAUGAGAGUUGUUAAAAUUGUUUCCCUUGAAGGAGGUUCUACAAAUGGAUUGGGCACACACUGCUCCAUGCCAACUAGACUCUCUGCUAUGUUCCAUCUCUGUCAUCAUGUGUAACACCUUCAGGGUUUGUUUCUCUUUGUCUUGUAUCUCUUUGUUCCAUUGAAAUUGUGUAGAAACAGAAUGCAUACACAGUUCUAUGCCUUUGGAAAUAUUUUGUUAUCAGUUGAGAAACUAGGUGAAACAUUUUAAAGCUUUUUUUUGUUUGUUUAUAAUGCAAUAAACUCUAUUUAAACAACA